AUGAAAACAUUCAACAGUAUAGAGCAACAACAACAACAACGCAACAACAACAACAACAACAGUAACAAUAUGCUUUAUUCGUAUUACUCCGAAAUCAACAACAACAACAACCAUGUAGACAGCGCAAACAGCAUGCAAACCGACAUUCAGACAACAACGACAACAACAACAACGUCUCUUUUCAACAACAACAACAAAUUAACGUCCACAUCUCCGCUACCACCAUCAUUCCCGACAUAUCAAAACCCAUACACUACCCAAUAUUUUGGCUACCAGAGCCCUGCAAACCCCGACAUACCAACCUACUUCCCAUACUACUACUACUCAACCAACAACGUUAAUGGCAUGGCGGCCAUUUGUAAUAACGGUAGUAGUGGUAUUGGUGGCGGCGAUCCUAGCGGCAUAAGUGUUGGUAGCGUGGAGAAUGGCUUGAUGACAAAUCUAAAUGGCAAUGAUGAUGAAGAUGAUGAUGACGACGACGACGAUGAGAACGAUGAUGACGCUGCUAAUGAUCAUCAUGUUUAUUCAUCAAUGAUUGGCGGGUUUCAUAGUGGCGUCAAUGUAGAAAACGGAAAUAGAAAGAUACAAAAUAAUUUAAACAGCAACAACAACAGCGCUAACGGUAAUGACAUUCAUAACAACAAAAACGUAAGCAAGAAUAGUUCGUCUCAAAAUGGUAGAAAUAAAAACAACACAGCCAACAACAACAACAACCUAGACAAGCCAAAUUCUCCUAAUCGCAAAACCAAAACUAUUGAAAAAACAACACAAAGAAAAAUCAGACCAAGUAAAACAACAUUACACGGCAACAAAAGCAUCAACAACAACACUAACAACAACAACAACAACAAAAACGACAACAACAACAACAAUUUUUAUGAAAACAAAAUCAACGACAUCAAUCUACUAAACACAUCAGCAGCAUUUUUACCGAACUUACACGAAUCAACUGACAACAACAACAACAACACCGACAACAACGACAACAUCAACAACAACAUCAGCAACAACAUCAAUAACAACACCAACAACAAUUCUUUUGGUAUACAUGAACUUUUGGGUUUACACGCUGCGUACACGUCAUUUUAUCCAGUACAAAAAAGAUCAUAUUUAAGCGAUCCGACAAAUUAUUUUUACCACAAAAACAACAACAACAACAUCAACAACAACAACAGCAUAAAUAACAAUCACAACAAUAAUCAUCUUCAUCACCCUCAGCAUCAUUCUGAUAAAUAUUUAGAUUUUCAUCUAAAUAGCUCUUGUUCAUCUGACUCAAAUACUCAAGAUGAUGAUGACGACGACGACGAUGCUGAUGACGUAAACAAUAGCGAUGCUACUAACAACCACAACAUAAACAGCAGCAACAGCAACAUAAACAACAACUUGAAUGGUUAUCUCAGUGUAGAUGGCAUAUUAAACAACAACAGCAACAACGACAAUGAAAAUGGAAAAAUCAACAACUGCGUCAACAUAGAUAAAAUAUUAAAAAAAUCAAACGACCAAUCAUUAAACGUAAACAACAACAACAUAUUUCAUCACAACAACAACAACAUUUGCAACAACAAUCCCAUCACAAACAUCCAGAAAAAUAACUCUGCCUUCAUAAGUUUAACACCAGCAUACAACACUCUAAAUGGCAGUAUAAACAGCAGCCCCAUUCAUCACAAUGGCAACAAUAUAUUAACAGACUCAACAACAGCAACAACAACAACAACAACAACGGAUAUAAACAACGACGACGACAUCAACAAAUUUCCACCGACGCCAUUUUAUCCGCCAUCUUGGAAAUCGCCAACCUUUUCCGGUUUGUCUACCUUUCACGAUGUACAGGAUUUCGCUUCGUCCAUGAUGUUUUUCUCGCAGCCAACUUUGCAGCAACAACAUCAGCAGCAGCAGCAGCAACAACAGCAGCAGCAACAGCAGCAGCAACAGCAACAACAACCACAAACAAAUCAACUACAACUUCUACACGGCGAUAAUGCAAUGAUAUUUGGUCACACAACAAACGCUCUUCUAUCGCCCGGGUCCGAUAUGACCAUUUCCGGCCAACAACAGACUACUUCCGGCUUGUCUAAUCACCUGACGUAUGGAGGUGGGGUGGGUAGUGUCGGGCUGCCUUUGAGGCACGGGGUAAGAAGUGCCCUUUCUGGGUUCGGAUCCGUUCUUGGGGGUUAG
Molecule: messenger RNA, 2175 nt
Organism: Helobdella robusta
Lineage: Eukaryota; Metazoa; Annelida; Clitellata; Rhynchobdellida; Glossiphoniidae
Exons: 1
Coding region: 1-2175 (724 amino acids)
Source: RefSeq, a predicted model, not a curated record